Nematolebias whitei (Rio pearlfish) is the source of this 1936-nucleotide messenger RNA. RefSeq names its product serpin peptidase inhibitor, clade D (heparin cofactor), member 1 (gene serpind1). The record is from RefSeq and is a predicted model, not a curated record. The transcript has 7 exons. Gene Ontology annotation, molecular function: serine-type endopeptidase inhibitor activity. Lineage: Eukaryota; Metazoa; Chordata; Actinopteri; Cyprinodontiformes; Rivulidae. Gene Ontology annotation, biological process: negative regulation of endopeptidase activity; blood coagulation. The coding region runs from base 76 to 1581 and encodes 501 amino acids.
ACACUUCAAAGUUCAGUUUUCUAGUUCUAGUCCCACGAACAGAAGCUACACACUUCCCACAAGGAAAAGCAAAGGAUGUGGGUCAUAACGGUCAUUUCUGUGGCCUGGUUGUUGGUCAGUCCCUCCCUGGCUGGCAUCAAAGACCUCAGCAACUUCAGUGACCCCAAACUAAAGCCCAGAGACUUAGAACCAGGUGAUGUGGAGGCCAUUCCCUUGGAGUUCCACAAAGAGAACACCGUCACCAAUGACCUUGUGUUUGAAGGCUUUGAGGAUGAAGAUUACAUUGAUUUUGAUAAGAUCCUGGCUGCAGGCAGCGACGAUUACACUGAGGGGGAUGCGAUUGACGAGAUAGCCACACCAGCGCCGGACAUUGACAUCUUUGCUGAACCCUCCGAUCCAAAAAUUCGCCGAGCAAGACUCUUGCGGCUCUUCCACAGUCAAUCUCGCCUUCAACGCCUCAACAUCGUGAACGCCCGCUUUGGUUUUAAUCUUUACCGAAGCCUUCGUAACGAAGUAAACCAGACUGACAACAUCCUGCUAGCACCUGCUGGAAUCUCCAUCGCCAUGGGGAUGAUGUCUUUAGGAGCAGGGCCUGAAACUCAUGAUCAGAUCUACAAGGCUUUGGGGUUCGCCGACUUCGUUAACGCCAGCCAACACUACGACAACACGACCGUGCACAAGCUCUUCAGGAAGCUGACCCACAGGCUUUUCAGGAGGAACUUUGGGUACACGCUCCGCUCCGUAAACGACGUCUACGUCAAGAAAAACGUCUCCAUCAAAGACACUUUCCGAGCGGAAACAAAAACGUAUUAUUUUGCUGAGCCGCAGUCGGUCGACUUCAGAGAGCCGGCAUUCCUGAACAAGGCCAACCGCCGCAUUGAAAAACUGACCAAAGGGCUGAUCAGGGAACCACUGAAGAAUGUGGAUCCAGACAUGGUGCUGAUGCUACUCAACUACCUGUACUUCAAAGGAACAUGGGAACAGAAAUUUCCCAAAGAAAUGACUUACUACAGAAACUUCAGAGUUAAUGAAAAGACAAGUGUGCGUGUGCCGAUGAUGACGAACAAGGGGAACUACCUGGCAGCUGCGGACCAUGAACUGGAAUGUGAUGUCCUGCAGCUCCCGUACACAGGAAGCAUCAGUAUGCUCAUCGCCUUGCCAAGGAAAAUCACAGGAAUGAGAACCUUGGAGCAGGAGAUCUCACCAACCGUUGUCAACAAGUGGCUCAGAAACAUGACAAACCGGACUCGCGAGGUCUCGUUACCUCGGUUCAAACUGGAGCGAAACUACGACCUGAUUGAAAAUUUGAAGAAAAUGGGCCUCACUGACAUCUUCAAGCAGAGUGGAGAUUUCAGUAGAAUGACUUCAGAAAAGGUCACCAUGAACUGGCUGAAGCACCAGGGAACCAUCACCGUGAACGAAGAGGGAACAGAAGCUGCUGCUCUGACCCAAGUGGGCUUCAUGCCCCUCUCCUCUCAGAUCCGCUUCGUUGUGGAUCAUCCGUUCCUCUUCCUCAUCUACGAACACCGCACCGACUGCCUCGUCUUCAUAGGCCGGGUCGUGAAUCCCUCACAGAACUGAACUAUUCCUGGCACACUUCACAUCUGGUAAUCAAGUCCUGCAGUGAUUUACAGACACCUUACUGACUCAACGUUCUAUAAAGCUUUGGGUGUUUAAGUGAAUUUAAACUUUUAAAGAACAUUUAAACCGUGUUCUGUUGCUUAAAGCGUUGAGUUCGUCUGUCUGACUCACUGAUUGUUUGUUGUCUGUUAAUGUUUCACUAGAGGAAAAGUGUGCAAAACAUAACAUGAUGUAACAGCUGCUGCUCUACUGCUGUAGUGUGAUGAUGUCAAAGAAAAUGGAUGAAUAAUAAUGUAAUGCGAUAAUAAAACAAUAUACAACAGAAAAAUUUAGAUGAAGUAAAAUGACAUUUGCU